Molecule: messenger RNA, 4601 nt
Organism: Cheilinus undulatus (humphead wrasse)
Lineage: Eukaryota; Metazoa; Chordata; Actinopteri; Labriformes; Labridae
Gene: scaf11
Product: SR-related CTD-associated factor 11
Exons: 15
Coding region: 203-3889 (1228 amino acids)
Biological process (GO): spliceosomal complex assembly
Molecular function (GO): RNA binding
Source: RefSeq, a predicted model, not a curated record
GCUGCACCAACUCUCAGCCAGACUGCGAGACAUGUGGCUGAGACUUUCUGAAAGCUACGCUCCGUUUUUAGCCAAAAACAAUUCCCGGACAGUGCGAUUCGUCAGCGUUUUAUAGCGGGAAUUUGGACGCUAAGAAUAAAUUACUUGGUGCAAACGUGCCGCAGCAGCACUCAAAGUGGUGAGCAGGACAGGCCGGGCCGACAUGACUGGAGCAGGAAGUGGUGGCCAAGGCCCUUCUGAUGGGACGGACCCUGAGGAGGCAGAGCGGUGUCCCAUCUGCUUGGGCGUUUUGGCGAGAGGCGAGCUUGCCAUGCCUGACAGCUGCUGCCACGUCUUCUGUCUGAGAUGUCUACUCACAUGGGCAGAGCUGCAGACGGCUCCCUCCUGCCCAGUGGACAGAAGACCUUUUACUACUGUUUACAGAUGGGACGGGAAUCUCAACUGUGUGCAGGUUCCAGUGAGGAAGCGAGCGACACAGCCUGAAGCUGAGAGCUGCUGCUGUAGAAACCCUGAAAAAAAAGUCUGUCUCAAGAGUAAACCUGCCAGGAGAUUAAGACGGCGAAAGGUGGAGAGGAGAACAGACGCCAAAACAAAAGGACUUGUGAGGAAAUGUAACGAUGAAGACCCGUCCUCACUGACCAGAAAGAAGGUGAGAGGAACAGAGUGCUGUGCUUGGUCUCCGUGUGUCUCACUUACGACAACAUCGACUCAGGACAUUGCAGACCCAGUUUGGAUGUCAGAGGAUGUACCGUACGACAGCAUGUUCAAACAGUGCAGAGCCCAGACACAACACUGUCCCUGGUUUUCUCCUGCUGCUCCCAUCACUGCAAACGGCACCUCAAGGCAAAGUUUCCACCCUGCUGGUUGGAGCCACAGUCCAUUUACCUCCACAUCACUGUUUAGCCCUGGCCAUUUUGUGUUUCAGGGUGUUGUCUGCGCAAUCACGUGUCCCAAAGGAGGAGAAAAGAGAGGCGGACGAGCUUCAACCUCCAAAGCUCCCACCAAAGAGCCCGAGACUCGACCAGCCAGGAGAUCUGGACGCAACAGUAAAUCACAAGAAGAGGCUCCUGCAGCAGAACCGUCACCGCCAAAGUCUCCUGCCUCAGAUUCAGACUCGUCUACUGGCCAGCCCACCAAGCAGGGCAGGGCUACACAGCCGCCAGCUAAAAGGAAGGGCAAACAGGUAACAAACCGAAAGGCUAGUGGGAAACGGAAAGCACAGACAAGGAAGAAGAAGACUCCUGAAGUCGUUAGCAGUCCGGUGGUGAGUGACGAGGAAGAAGAGAAUAACAAAGAUGAAACAGUGGAAAAGGAAGAGGAAGAAGACAAGGCUGAUAAAGAUGACAACAUGGAGAAAGAAGCAGAGGAUGAGGAAGACAAAAUGGAUAAAGAGCAAGCUGAGGAGAACAUGAAAGAAGACAAGGAAAACUCUGCUGAUGAGCAAGGAGGAGCUGAACCUCUAAGCAAUGAACUGACACAGGACAGUGAAGAAUCUCAGGGACAAAUGAAUGAACAUGAACAGAAAACAGAUGAGGAAGACAAGGAGCUUUCUUGUCCUUCAGACUCGGCUCCUAACAGCCCCUAUUCAGACCUCGAGGACAAACAGAAGGAAGAUGUGGAAGAAGCAGCGAGCCCAAUGUCUCCUGGAGAAGAGGACUCUGAUAAAAGGACUUCACCGUCACCUUCAGACUCUCCAAAUACUCCACUGGAAGAUCUGGCAUCUCCAGAGCGUGAUGAGCAGCAGGACGAGCAGGUGGAGCAGCAGGAAGACAUGGAGGUUUGUGCAGAAGCAGAAGAAAGAAACAAUGAAGACUCUGCAAAGGAAGGCAAAGCCGAAUCAGCUCAGACUUCCCCCGAACCGGCUUCACCAUCUGCUGCAGAGUCAGACGACAGCGAUGCUGUCCCAGAAACUAAUACUUCUGAGAGUGCAGAUUUAAAACCGGUUGUAUUAGAAGAGCCUCCAGUAGUUGACAGCUCGGUGGAAGAAACUAAGGUUGACAGCCCAUCCAAGGACGAUAAUCAGGAGGUCCCCAUGGACUGCAGCUCACCCAGCAGCGAGGCUGAUAACGAUGUAGCUGUGGAAAUGCCAACGGAGACCGCGUACCCUGCUCCUGAAGAACUUCCUGUUUUAACAAGCCAAGAAACCAAGGAUAAGAGCAGCAAUUACCGACCGGAGAGAGAACGAAGCCAAGAGCGGAAGAACGGCAAGCAGAGACGCUCUCGUUUCCACUCCCCAAGCUCCACCUGGUCACCUAAGAGGGACUCGAAGCAAGAACCAUCGUGGCGUUCUCGCUCUCGCUCUAGAGAACGUGACAGCAGUCCGCCAGCGAGCCACUCAUCUCGAGCUCGCAGCAGAGAAAGAGAAAAGAACCGAGACUCUGAAAGGGACUACUCUAGGAGAGAGCGCAGUCGAGAGAGAAGACGGAGGAGAUCCAGAAGUCGAUCCAGGUCUAGGUCACGGUCUCGGUCCAGGUCAAGAUCCAGAACAAGGACGUACAGACGACCAAGUCCUGAACGACCGACCUCCAGAGAACAGUCCCCACAGAGGAAGGAGCGAAGAGGCGGCUGGAGGUCUGGGCCAGGUGGCGAGGGCAGGAGGCACCACGGAGGCGCUGGGCGCUUUGAGAAUGGUGUCCCGACAGAAGGAUCUCCUGAACGCCAGGGCUGGAUGGAGAACCCCGACUGGGUCACAGAAAAGAGCCGUGAAGCUGACGGCAGGAACCGGGACUUUGGCUUCAGUGGUGGCUCACGCUGGGAAGAUAAUCGCAACAGUGGCGGGAACAGAGGAGAACCACGGGGACGUGGGGGGCGUGGAGGAUUUGAACGUGGUCGGGGGGCAGGGAGGGGGGGUGGGGGCAACCGUAGCUUUUACAAUCAGCAGGAAGAAUCAUCAGACAACCGCUGGCAGCCCAGAAACAACUUCUCAGGGACGGGCAACAAUUCAGGGAACGAUGCCUACAGCCGCUUCAAUGAAAACCGCGGCGGUGGUCGGAGGAAAGAAUCGGAGCAAGGAGAACAUAUGAUGGACAGAUCAGGCUGGUCAUCCGCAUCCAGCUGGGCUGUCAGGAGGACGCUACCCGCAGACGUUCAAGAUUAUUACUCCAAGAGAGAGAGAGGAGGAUCUGGAGGAUGGAACAGACAAGAGGAAGAGCAGCCGCCAGCUUCAGCAGCAGCAGAUCCUCCUAAAACUGACCCGCCUCCCCAGGUGGUCCCAGGUAACGCCCCUGUGCCUGUGAUGAAUGUGAUUCCACCACAGCUGAACGUUCUUCAUCAUCACUACCCGAUGCCAGGCCCCCGGGGAGCCCUGCCUGUCAGCUUACAGCCUGCUGCACCGUACGCCAUGCCUCCUCCGGUCCCUGUGCACCUCCACCCUGCUGUACCGCUGCUUCAGGUCCCCGCUGUCGGUGCUCAGGGCCUUCCACCACCUCCCCCUCCACCCCCACCCAUGCAGCAGGGCAGCCAGACAGCAGCAGCUCAGCCUGAUGGUCACAUGACACAGAUGGCGAAUACAAUGAUGGCUUAUGGGAAACCUGCUCUUCUUCCCACCCCAACCAAAGCUGGUGUUGCAUUGGUGACCCAGGGCCAUCCUCCACAGAGUCAGGUGUUACCAUCCUCUACAACUCAACCCAGCCAGCAUAACAAGGCCCAAGCUGACAGCUCCAAAAAGGAAAAGAAACAACAGAUCCAAGAGAAAGCUAUAAAUGAAGUGAAGACAGCCAUCAAACCCUUUUACCAAAGGAAGGAAAUCACAAAGGACGAGUACAAGGAGAUCGUCCGAAAGGCGGUCGAGAAGGUGUGCCACAGCAAGAGUGGGGAGGUGAACGCCAGUAAGGUAGCCAACCUGGUGAAGGCCUAUGUGGACAAAUACAAACACGCCCGCAAGAAAUGAAUGCCCUCCCCGCUGCUGGCGUAGCGUUGCCCUGACAGACCCAUUCAGCUGCACAAGUGCAAUUUCCUCUAGCUGGAAUUUGGCCUCUGAACUGAGAGGACGGAGAGCCGACUUUUUCUUUUUUUGAUAUCUACCUUUUACUGAAUGAUGAAGAUUUUUUUCUAUAGAUUUUCAUAUUUUGUUAGAAAAAAAUACUCAAUCAGAAAUUGUAAUGCAAGAGCCCUUUAUUUUGCAUAAACCAUGUGACUUGGGAACUACUGUACGUAGGGCAGGGGAGCGUGGGGUGGGUGGGACUGUUGAUAGUAAUGAAGCAGUGCUCAGUGAAUGACGACAGCUCAUGUAGUAGAGAGUCUCUCCCAGGGUGCCGGCUGGUACGAUGAAUUUCUCCUAUAUGGCAUUCUGAUCACGUAGCUUAUUGAUUAAAUGUUUCUUUUUUAAAACUAUUAUCUAAUAUUUCAGAUGGAAGCCUAGUUUAAGAAUCAGUGCAUUGCCUUUAUGAACUGUCUGGCCCAGUGAAGGUCGAUAAACUGUGAUUGUAAUAAGGGCCCUGACUGGUUAACCAAUCAGCAGUGAGUGUUUUAUGUAAAGCACAGGUCCCAGGGGGGCCGAUCGGCUGAAAUCGACCCCACCCCCUGCCUGAAUGUGUAAUAAAUGUCCAUGGAUUAACAUGAGAAGUUCCAGAGAGUAGUGAAAUAAAUUAGCUGCGUCCUGA